AUGGCCACCCGCACCGUGCCCCACGCCUACCCCAUGAGCUCCGAGUACGAGUUUGCCAACCCCAGCAAGAUCUAUGACCAGAACUUUGGAGAAGGUGUGUCCCCAUCCGAAAUUUUAGCCCCUGCUUUGUACCACGGCUACUACAUCCGACCCAGGAUCAACAAGCAGCUGGAGAGGGGCACCUCGGAGAUCUGCCUGAACGAGCACAAGUUCCAGGUGUUCCUGGAUGUCUGCCAGUUCCUGCCCGACGAGCUCCGCGUCCGCACCGUGGACAACCUGCUGGAGGUGGUGGGGCAGCACCCACAGAAGGCUGAUCGCCACGGCUUCAUCUCCAGGGAGUUCACCAGGACCUACAUCCUGCCCCUGGAUGUGGAUCCCUUGCUGGUCAGGGCCACCCUGUCCCACGAUGGCAUCCUGAGCAUCGUGGCUCCCCGGACAGGCAAGGAGGUGAAGGCCAGAGUCAACGAGGUGAAGAUAACGCAGCAGGAGCAGCCAGUGGGAGAACAAGAACAGGCUGAGGAGGGAAAAGAGAAGGAAAAAUCCUAA
Messenger RNA from Cinclus cinclus, 546 nucleotides. It is a transcript of the gene HSPB2, whose product is annotated as heat shock protein family B (small) member 2. Gene Ontology annotation, molecular function: structural constituent of eye lens; protein folding chaperone. Bases 1 to 546 code for a protein of 181 amino acids. The transcript is spliced from 2 exons. Lineage: Eukaryota; Metazoa; Chordata; Aves; Passeriformes; Cinclidae. Gene Ontology annotation, biological process: response to heat; protein refolding. The record is from RefSeq and is a predicted model, not a curated record.